Molecule: messenger RNA, 3256 nt
Organism: Ixodes scapularis (black-legged tick)
Lineage: Eukaryota; Metazoa; Arthropoda; Arachnida; Ixodida; Ixodidae
Gene: Pi3K92E
Product: phosphatidylinositol 4,5-bisphosphate 3-kinase catalytic subunit beta isoform
Exons: 20
Coding region: 1-3180 (1059 amino acids)
Biological process (GO): phosphatidylinositol-mediated signaling; phosphatidylinositol 3-kinase/protein kinase B signal transduction; cell migration
Cellular component (GO): cytoplasm; plasma membrane; phosphatidylinositol 3-kinase complex
Molecular function (GO): 1-phosphatidylinositol-4-phosphate 3-kinase activity; 1-phosphatidylinositol-3-kinase activity
Source: RefSeq, a predicted model, not a curated record
AUGAUCCCCCCGAGUCCGUUCCUGCUUCCGGAUCCGUGGAUCUCGGAUGUGGAGCUGCAGGUGGACGUCACGGUGCUGCUUCCGAAUGGCCUGGUGCUGCCCCUCCAGGUCCACAGGGAAUCCACCCUGGAGGAACUCAAGCAGUGCACAUGGCGUGAGGCGGAGCGUCUCCCGCUGUACCGCUGCCUCCGUGGUCGGGACACGUACGUGUUCACGUGCGUGAGCGAGCGCACUUCAGAGCGAGAGGAGUUUGCGGACGAGGGGCGGAAGCUGUGCGACGUGCGGCCGUUCCAGGCACUCCUUCGACUCGUCGAACGGCCCUCGGACAAGGCUGACCGGCAGACCAACGCUCAGAUCGGCCUCUUGAUUGGCAAAGGGCUGAACAGCUUUGACGCUCUGAAGUGCCCCGAAGUGAACGAAUUCCGGCGAACGAUGCGGGCGUUCUGCACCAGCAUCGCCGACAAGAGGGCAGAGUGGUCGCCGCUCGAUCAGGUCAAGUACAGAUACCCUGCCCGCGUGGACCGCUUCUGCAGCCAGUACCCGCCUCCGCACAUGGGAGACAGGAUUUCUUCCGCCGACUCGACGUUUGGCGCAGAAAUCCUCUUCGAGAAUGGGGGCAUGAUGACGAUGAACGUGGCCAUAGGAGCCACCCCUCAGGCUCUGCUGCUCCUGGUCAUGCAAAGCGCGGCCUCGGGGGAGCAGUUCCUCUGCCACACGGUCGAAGGGCUCGUCCUCAAGGUCUGCGGGAGGGAGGAGUACCUCCUCGAAGAGCUGCCCUUGCUCCAGUACAAGUAUGUCCAAGAAAAGGUGUCCGAAGGCUCCACUCCGCAGUUCACUGUCGUUCCCAUCAGCGACAUCCAAACGGAUCACGACAUGGUGUACGCGCAAAUCGAGCGCUGCAUGGAGCCCAGCUUCUGUCGACCAUCCCCUCAUCCGGACAAGCUGGUCUCGGCGUGGAUGAUCGGCGAUCCUUUUCGCGUUCGGGUGCUCUCCGCUAGCUCCGUCAACGUCGAGUCGGGAGCCAAGUUGGUGGUGGAGGGCGGUCUGUACCACGGCACGGAGCUGCUCUGCCAGACGCAGCGGACGCAGGACUGCUCGGUGGCCGACGGGAGAGGCUCCUGGGACCAGCAGCUGUGCUUCGACCUGGCCGUGCGAGACCUGCCGCAGGCCGUGCGCCUCUGCCUGGGGCUGUACGAGGUCACCAGGGGCACCAGGCAUCCGCGCGCCCGCCGGCGGCUCGGCCCCGAUCUGUACGCCGCCCCCCUGGCCUGGGUGAACGUGACGGUGUACGACUUCCGGGGCUACUUGCGCUUCGGCUGCGUGGACCUGUCCAUGUGGACGUACGCGGACGAGCCUCACGCGGAGGAGAUGGACCUACUCCACCCGAUGGGCACCGCCGUCUUCAACCCCGAGGCCCACCACGCCACCACGCUCACCAUCCAGUUCGAGCCGUACCACCCGUCCCACCCCGUGCGAUACCCGAUGCUCGACGAGAUUCUUGAAUGCGCCGCAUCCUGCGUGAAAGAGAAGAGCACCUACCUGCAGGGCAUUGGCCACGCGAGCAAGAGCCACCGGGAGCAGCUGCGGCAGAUCGCGGAGCAGGACCCUCUGGCACCACUCCAUGAGCAGGACCGGCAGCUGCUCUGGUUCCUGCGCUACGACUGCCUCGAGCUGCCCCACGUGCUCCCCAAGCUGCUGCUCUCCCUCCGCUGGGGGGACCACUGUGACGUUGCCCUGAUGCAAGCCCUUCUGCAAAUUUGGAAGCUGCUUAAACCAGAACAGGCGCUGGAGCUCCUAGACUACAGCUAUCCCGACAACUACGUGCGGAGUUUUGCUGUCCGCUGCCUACGACAGAUGAGUGAUGAAGAACUGUCCCUGUACCUGCUGCAACUAGUCCAAGCUCUGAAGCAUGAAUCCUUCCUGGAUUGUGACCUAGUUAAGUUUCUACUGGAGAGAGCGCUCAAGAAUAGGCACAUUGGGCACCAGAUGUUCUGGCUUCUAAGGUGUGAAAUGCAGGUGGCGGCGCUAAGCGUCAAGUUCGGGCUGAUUCUUGAGGCGUACUGCCACGGGGCCCCCGACCACAGAGAGGCCCUCCUGAAGCAGGCCGAGGCUUUCUUCAAGCUGAGGGCCCUGGGAAAUCAGAUCCACGAGUCGAGCAAGAAGAAGGACAGCCGAGAGAAGAUGGUGGCCACAAUGCGGGAGCAUAUGAGCAAGGAGGCCUUCAGGGCCACCUUCAGGAACCUGUGCAGCCCCUUGGACCCAUGCCACGUUUUCAGCCAGAUCAAGCCGGAGCUUUGUCGGUUCAUGGACUCCAAGAUGAAGCCACUGUGGCUUGUCUUCGAGAACAGCGACGCAGUUGCAGAGGACAUUGCUAUCAUCUUCAAACAUGGAGACGAUUUGAGACAAGACAUGCUCACUCUCCAGAUGAUCCGUAUCAUGGACAAGCUCUGGAAAGACGAAGGAUACGACUUCAGGAUGAUACCGUACCAGUGCCUCUCGACGGACCAAAAUGUGGGGCUGAUCGAGGUGGUUCGCAAUGCCAGCACCAUCGCCAACAUCCAGAAGCUGCACAACUCUAGCGCCACUUCCGCUUUUAAGAAGGGUUCCCUCUUUGCUUGGAUCAAGGAACACAACAAGACGCAGGAGAGUCUCCGCAGGGCGGUGGAAAACUUCACCUUAUCCUGUGCAGGAUAUUGUGUCGCCACCUACGUCCUUGGAGUGGCCGACAGGCACAGCGACAAUAUCAUGAUCAAAGCAAAUGGAGAGCUGUUUCACAUUGACUACGGUCAUAUCCUGGGCAAGUUCAAGGAGAAGUUUGGCAUCAAACGGGAGAGGGUGCCCUUUGUACUUACUCACGACUUUGUACACGUCAUCACUCACGGCCACAGGCGCAAGGCGACGGCCUUCAACAGGUUCCAGGAAUACUGCGAGCGGGCCUUCCUGAUCCUGCGUCGCCAGGGUUCGUUGAUGAUCUCGCUGUUCGCCAUGAUGCUCACCACCGGCAUGCCCGAGCUGACCUCCGAGAAGGACCUGGACUACCUCCGCGACGCACUGGUACUGGACUACUCCGAGGCGGACGCACUUGCCCAUUUCCGAGCAAAGUUUGAGGAAGCUCUGAACAACAGUUGGACAACCAGCAUUAACUGGUUCGCACACAACAUUAGCAAGGACAACAAAUAGGGCUGACCUGACCGUGAUGACCUGAAAACCUGGUGAAAACAUCAGAAAAGACAAGUAAAGGAUGACCUGAUCUCGA